Molecule: messenger RNA, 3585 nt
Organism: Penicillium riverlandense
Lineage: Eukaryota; Fungi; Ascomycota; Eurotiomycetes; Eurotiales; Aspergillaceae
Exons: 4
Coding region: 1-3585 (1194 amino acids)
Biological process (GO): triglyceride catabolic process
Cellular component (GO): membrane; cytosol
Molecular function (GO): triacylglycerol lipase activity; sterol ester esterase activity
Source: RefSeq, a predicted model, not a curated record
AUGCCACCGCCCGCGUCCACCGAGGACGCCCCGAUGCUGACCUCCGCCGCCGGCGCAGACCCAGCAUCGUCGCGAUGGACUCGCGUCUGGGAGAAGCUGAAAGCGCCGUUUAGCGGUGCAGACCCGCGAGUCUGUAUCGCCUUUUGGCUGUUUGGUUUGGUCAACAACGUGCUCUACGUGAUCAUCCUCUCCGCAGCGCAGGACCUAGUCGGCGGCGACGUACCAAAAGGUGUCAUCCUCGUCGCGGCCAUUAUCCCCGCCUUCGCAACCAAGCUCACAGCCCCGUACUUUAUCCACCUUGUCCCCUACGCAGUCCGCAUCGUCAUCUUCGUAUUCCUCUCAGCAAUCGGGAUGCUCGUCGUGGCACUGAGCCCCAGCUCAACCGACUCCUCUUCCAUCGCCAGCAAGAUCUCGGGAAUUAUCCUGGCGAGUUUCUCCGCUGGCGGCGGCGAGCUGAGCUUUAUGGCCCUAACCCAUUUUUACGGGCCGUUUAGUCUUGCUUCGUGGAGUAGCGGGACGGGUGCGGCGGGACUCGUGGGUGCGGGUGUUUAUGCGCUGGCUACUUCGCUGAUGGGGUUCUCGGUGCGCACGACGCUGUUGGCUUCGGCUUGCUUACCUCUUGCUAUGGCUUUUGGGUUCUUUGUCGUGUUACCACGUGAGGUGCUACGGGCGGAGUUUGCGCAGGAUGGAUAUACUGCCGUUGAGCGCGGGGAAUUGCUCGCGGAGGAUGGGCUGGAUGGUGAUCACGCUGGUACAGAGAGCGACGGGCUGCUCGGCGUGGCGGUCCAUUCAACAGACAGCCAUAAAGACAUCCGGGUGAACGAGGCUUCGUCCUGGUGGGUGCAUGUUCAGACCAGCUUGAAGCGCAUGCGGAAGCUGUUUCUGCCAUUCAUGGUCCCCUUGCUCAUCGUCUUCAUCGCCGAGUACGUGAUCAACCAGGGUGUAUACCCUACCCUUCUCUUCCCCCUGCGCGACUCGCCAUUCUCCCACUUCCGCUCGUUCUAUCCUGCCUACAAUGCCGUCUAUCAGAUAGGCGCUUGGCUAUCUCGGUCAUCGACUCCAUUCCUGCGCAUUCACAACGUCUACAUCCCCGCCUUGCUGCAGGUGGUCAAUCUGCUGCUCUUCACAUUGCAAGCGCUCUUCAAUUUCAUUCCCAACGUUUGGCUUGUCUUCAUCAUCAUCUUCUGGGAGGGAUUGCUCGGCGGCAUUGUCUAUGUCAACACCUUUGCCGAAAUUGGGGAGCGUGUGCCCAUUGAGGAGCGGGAGUUUUCGCUCGGUGCCACCACCGUCAGUGACUCGGCGGGCAUCUGUAUUGCCGGCUUCUUGAGUAUGGGGUGGGAGGUGUGGUUGUGCAAUUGGCAGAUUGCGCAUGGGCGGGACUGGUGCCGCAAGCUAGCCCACAAGCAUGGCCCGCCGCUCUUCCGCUCCAUCUCCUCCCGCCUGUCAGGCCAGUUGACCACCUGGCAGACAACCGUGAUCAUCUUCCUCUAUCUAUAUGUCAGCCGCAACUUCGCCAAGAUCAUCGGUCUGGAAUCCCCCGAGCCGCUGUCCAAUCUGUAUUCGCGCUCGUUCUUCCGCGCAACAUGGAUCGCUACCGGCCUCGACGCGGGCUUCUGGACCGCUAUGAAAAUCAAGCCCAAGUGGCUGCGUGAUCUGGCAUCGCUCGUGUUCACCGUUUACUAUCUCGUUGCUGCGGAGCGUGCAGAUGAUAAAGUUCGUCGCGUGCGCGCCACCCUGACCGUCGAGCAUCUGCGCGUCUCGUGGAAUAAAGCAACUACACCGUACCUGUGGGCGAUGGCGAAAUUGGUGCGCCCGCGGUUGACAAGGUACUCGCCGCGGGCAAUUCGGAUUCCACGUCCUGCGCAGUCGGUUCAUACCGAGCCUGUGAAUGCGUGGUUGUACUUUGACGGACCGUUGAGUGCGCUGCGGGAACAGACAUGCUUGGUGCUGGAUGUCCCCGGCGGCGGGUUCGUGGCCAUGAGUCCGCGCAACUCCGAGGAUAAACUGCUUGCUUGGGCGGGACAGCUCAAAGUGCCGAUAUUGAGUAUUGAUUACAAAAAAGCGCCCGAAUUUGCAUACCCGUAUGCCCUGCACGAGUGCUACGAUGUCUACCACGCCAUCAUCCGUACCUCCGGGCGCUGUAUGGGGCUAAGUGGCGAGACGCGUCCGCGUGUGGUGGUCACUGGCGAAAGUGCCGGGGGUAACCUUGCAGUGGGGAUGGUCUUGAUGGCGCUACAGUCGGCUAUGGCACAGGGUUGGCAAGGCGACGAUGUGCUCCCGCGACCGGAUGGCGUUGUACUCGCGUAUCCGGCACUGAAUAUGCAGGUUGCGAGCUGGAUGACCGAUGAGCAGAUGUCGUUGAUUCAGGAUAAAAGCUCGAGUCAUACGAACCGCAGUGUUCUUGAGCGAAAACGGGAUCAAUAUCGCAAGUUGACGCCUUUCACUUCGCCUGGUCAUUCCGUUGAGGCCCUGACCGAGCUCGCUCCCUCAAAUGGCGAGCAGAAAGACAAACAAACUGAUGUGCCAAGCGAGGUAGCCAAAUCUCUGGAAGAGAGAAUCAAGAAGAGCGAUAUCGUCGCCGCACAGAAGACAGACGAAGUCCAGCCUCUGCGGACCAGACUUGCCGUCUCAUCAAUGAUCUCCUAUGUCCAUGACCGUAUCCUCACGCCCGAAAUGAUGCGUGCCAUGAUUAUCCUGUAUAUCGGACCACACCAUCGGCCAGACUUCAACACAGACUUCUGGCUUUCUCCAGUCCUUGCCCCAGCUGCCUUACUCGCCAAGUUCCCCAAAACAUACAUUCUAACCGGCGAGCGCGAUCCACUAGUCGACGAUACGGUGAUUUUUGCCGGCCGUUUGCGCCAGGCGAAACUGGAUCUGUUCCGUGAACGCCAGGAUCUGGGGUUGGAAAAGUCACAGCGCCAGUUCCAUGAGAAGGACCACGUGGAGGUCUCCCUGAUCCCGGGGGUAUCGCAUGGAUUUAUGCAGAUGGCCGGCUUCUUCCCCGAGGGAUGGAAGUAUAUCCAUCGCAGUGCGAAAUGGAUUGAAGAUCUGUUUGAUGCAGCCUGCAAGCGGAGCCCGCAGUCAAGUCUCCUCCAAUCGACCAAUAGGCAUGCCAUGAGCAGGCCCGGAAGGUCACCAAAUUCGACCAUGCGCACUGAUAAUAGCAUUUACGAGCGCCGAAAUCACUACCGCAGCCUCACGGGGGAAUCAUCAGGCGAUGAGGAUCGGCCUCUGGAAAUGAGUAUUGGCAAAUUAACACCAAUCACACAACCUGAGAAUGCGGCAGAUUCUCGUCCCCGAAACAAGAAAUCAUGGUCUGAGCUCCCAGGACGGCUGACGACAUUGAAUGACAAGCCAACUGCAACCAAAAACUUCCACCUAACUCACCGAAUCGACUAUUUCUCUCCAGAUGAGACAAAUAGCGCACCGGAGAGCCCGGUUGCAACCCGUCCCCGUGGACGAAGCAUUAGUUCUCUCGACAGUGAGGAAGAUAUCCUCGAUCGCAGGAUGAAUGGAUUAGCUGGCGGAUUAAUGGGACUCGGCGAGAGAGCGCAGACACCCGGUCCGUGGGAGGGAUUCGCAUAG